This is a messenger RNA of Periophthalmus magnuspinnatus, 2643 nucleotides long. RefSeq names its product mitochondrial elongation factor 1 (gene mief1). Gene Ontology annotation, cellular component: mitochondrial outer membrane. The transcript is spliced from 4 exons. Bases 1 to 1434 code for a protein of 477 amino acids. Gene Ontology annotation, biological process: positive regulation of mitochondrial fission; mitochondrion organization. NCBI's taxonomy places the organism in Eukaryota, Metazoa, Chordata, Actinopteri, Gobiiformes, Gobiidae. The record is from RefSeq and is a predicted model, not a curated record.
AUGGCGGGUGUGAAUGGAGAUCGUAAAGGCAAGAAAGAUGACAAUGGCAUCGGGACGGCAAUAGACUUUAUGCUUUCAAAUGCCAAACUUGUCCUAGGUGUGGGCGGAGCGGCCAUGCUUGGUAUUGCUACACUUGCCGUCAAAAGAAUGUAUGAUCGUGCUGUAAGUGUCCCCACAAGCCCUACAAAGAUGGAGAAAUCAGGGAAGAGAAGUUGGGAGGAACCUGCGUGGAUGGGCUCUUCACCUCGGGUCUUAAAUCGUGACAUGAAAACCACUGUGAGCCGCUCCUUACAGUCUCUGCCUACUUCUUCACAAUCUUUUCAACCAGACUGCCUCCGAAGAGCUGUUGGCCGAGCUGCUGUUGGCUGUACUGGGUCGACUGAGGCAGACCUACUUCGUGCCCGGAUGCGCCUUUCACUGCAAGAACGUCUUUGGGAAUUCUACCAAAAUUUAGUGAAUAUUCCUUCUGAGGAGCAGGCCAUGGCCAGGAGGGCAGCCCUUGACAUCUGCGCUGAGCUCAGAGUGUUCCUUCAUGCCAAGUUGCCUGACAUGCCACUAAGGGAGAUGUACCUCAGUGGCAGCCUGUAUGACGACCUGCAGGUUGUAACAGCUGAUCAUGCUCAGCUGAUGGUGCCUCUAGUCUUGGAGAAGAAUCUGUGGUCAUCCAUCCCUGGAGAAGACACCAUUAUGAAUGUCCCAGGUUUUUGGCUUGUUCGAAGGGAAAACUUAGAAUAUUUUCCACGAAACAGUAGCUACUGGGACCGCUGCAUGGUGGGUGGGUACCUGUCUCCCAAAUCAGUUCUGGAGGUGUUUGACAAGCUUGUGGCUGGCUCUAUCAACUGGCCUGCCAUAGGAAGUGUCCUCGAUUAUGUCAUCCAUCCAGUGGUUCCCUCUGAAACGCUCACCCUGGAGGUGCAGUAUGAAACCGAUCGAAAGCUCUAUGUGGAUUUCCUCCCAUUACUGGUGAUGGAAGAUGGAACAUCACUUAUUGCCAAGCCCCACCGCCUGGCUGCAGAGCGCCACGAAAACCUGUGGCGUCAGAGUUUCCGUGUGGCAGAGACGGCUCGGCUCAGGGCUCUGGACCAGGAGGACGGAGGCUGUCGCUGCACCUGUUUGAAGGUGGCAAAGGCAGUGUGCAAAUUAAACCCUGCUCUGAGCCGGCUCAAUGCCAGCCAGCUCACCAAUGCCAUUUUACUGCUAAGUGAGAAGGAAGGGGACUGGACACAGGAAGCACUAGCGGAUCGUUUCCUCCAGCUGCUGCGAGCUCUAGUCGGACACUUGGAAGCUGGGAGGCUGCCUUGUGCGCUCAACCCCAAAGUGAAUUUAUUCUGUGAACUCACUGAACAGGAAGUGGAUGAACUGGGAUAUACACUGUACUGUGCUCUUUCAGACCCAGAGGGGCUUUUGAGAACUGCCCUGGAAGCUCCCCCCUGACCUCUUUUCUAUCAUAAUGUUUGUAAAAACAGAUGCAUGAUAACAUCCUUCAGAGGGACACACGCCUGCAUUGUUUUUAUGACCUACUCUAAAUAAAGUGGCUGUUAUACUGAGUUCAGUUUAACCUGUGACGUAAGGCUUUAUGAGACUGAAAUAAAUACUUUUAUUUUGAUAUUAAAGAAAGGCUUGAUUAUUAGAGGUUAUGACUCUCUAGCCAGUUUCAAACGUUUCAGAAGCAGAAAUGGAGUUUUUAAAUAGAUUAAAUAUUUCAGGGAUACUACACAGAAAAUGAUGCUUUAACUUUAGACGUUACCACAAAACCUACAAGAGUCGUCAGUUGUUACUGUGUUUGUGCUGCUGUUACAAUAAAUUCUAAUUUAAGUUAUAAACGUAUUAAAAUGAUAAGCCAACACUCAGUUAAUAGAAAUUACACAAAAUCACAAAAGACAGACUUGAUUUCGAUAUUUAAAGUGUAUGUUUUCUAAUAGCCUAAAAUUAAACAAUAUUAAUGUACAGCUAAGUAUAGUCUAAUUUAUGAUAUUCAUGUGCUUGGGGGAAAAGCAGUCAGUCAUUGCACCGUUUAUGAAAGUGGGUUAUUAUUAAAACAUCUGAAAAUUGGAUAAUGGCUUUAAUUUUGUCAUGAGCAGAAAUAUUUCCAUGUGACAGAAUUAUAAUGUGGUCUUUGAAUUCUCGUCAGUUUCACUUGUUUGUUCUAAACUUUUAUUUCAUUAUGGAGACAUAAAGUUGCUCUCGGCCUGACGUUCUCUGGGUGUCACUGGUUUGGUGGUUUGGGGAAAGCAAAAAGUGUUAAUGAAAGUCAGGUCAUUUUAAGAAAGUUGUUUAACAUCCACAGCCACCAGCAGGAGGCAUCACCUUUAACUUUUUGUUAUCACUAAAGACAUAUCCAAGAUCAAGAUUCAGUUUAAAAUGUGUAACUCGUGCUUCAUUUCCAUAAAUAUUGACAGAAAAAUUAAACAUUUACAAAGCCAAGUUAAGGGAGGUCUUCAGUCUAAAACAUGUGUUUUCUUACUGCGUAGCCUUGAGAAAAGUGCGAGUGGCUAAAGUCGUAUUGUCAAAGUCAAGUGUUUUAUUUAUAUAAGAACCAAAUCUGGUUAUUCUUUGUAUUUAAUGUAAGUUUGUAAACCAAAGGACGCAUUUAUUUUCUGCUUUAUUUCUGCUUUGUACUGAAUAUAAAGACAUGGACGCCGU